Molecule: messenger RNA, 2463 nt
Organism: Effrenium voratum
Lineage: Eukaryota; Dinophyceae; Suessiales; Symbiodiniaceae
Source: the annotation of a GenBank genome assembly
AUGGAACCGUUGCGGGCCGACGAUAUCAUAGACCGGCAGCGGAUGCGCCGGAAACUCUCCUUCUGGCGCGCGAUCACCAUCAUCGUGAUCGUUGCCGGCCUGAUCGCGCUGACCGCUUCAUUCAGCGGCGACCGUUUCGGCCCGCAAACCCGGUCCCAUGUGGCACGGAUCGCCGUCGAAGGCACGAUCACGGGCGACGACCGCCUGCUGGCAUUGAUCGAGCGGGUGCGCAGGAGCGAACAGGCCAAGGCCGUGAUCAUCGCCAUCGAUUCGCCUGGCGGCACCACCGCUGGCAGCGAAGCGGUCCAUGAUGCGGUCCGCAAGCUGGCCGCCGAAAAGCCGGUGGUCGCCCAGAUCGACACGCUUGCCGCAUCCGGCGGCUAUAUGGUCGCGGUCGCUGCCGACCGCAUCGUCGCCCGCCAGUCGUCAAUCGUCGGGUCGAUCGGCGUGAUCGUGCAAUAUCCGAACUUCACCGGUCUUCUGGAGAACUGGGGCGUCGACGUAAGGGCGAUCAAAUCGACGCCGCUCAAGGCCGAACCGUCCUUUUUCGGCGAACCGCCCGAGGGCGCCGAGGAAAUGCUGCGCGCGCUCGUCAUGGACAGUUUCGACUGGUUCAAGGAACUGGUCGCCGAGCGGCGCGGCUUCGACCAGGCGACGAUCGACCGGCUCGCCGACGGGUCGGUCUAUUCGGGGCGGGUGAGCCUUGCCAACGGGCUGGUCGAUGAACUGGGCGGCGAGGACGCAGCCCGCGCCUGGCUGACCGCACAAGGCAUCGACGAGGACCUGAAGAUCGUUCGUUGGGAGCCACGCCGCGAGGAUUCGGGCCUAUUUGGCCUCGGCAUCGCGGCCGAAUUCGUCGCCGGCCGGAUCGGGCUUUCCAACCCGGCCUCAUCGGUCACAAAGGCCCUGAACCAAAGGCUUUUCCUUGACGGGCUGAUCUCGCUUUGGCACGCUGACGCCUUGCUGACCUCGCCGACGGCACGGGAUGUCGAGAACAUCGUCAAUGCGGUGCUCGACGAGAUCGGCGACACGCUGGCCGAAGGCAACCGGGUGGAACUGCGCGGCUUCGGCGCCUUUUCGGUCAAGAACCGCCCGGCCCGCGAGGGGCGCAAUCCGCGUACCGGCGAAAAGGUGAUGGUCGAGGAGAAGUGGGUGCCCUUCUUCAAGACGGGCAAGGAAUUGCGGAACCCCGCCUUCAUGCGCCGCAUCUUCAACGUCCUGAUCCUGAUCCCGCUCGCCAUCGUCCUGAUCGCGCUGAUGGUUGCCAACAGGACAUCGGUGCCGCUGUCGAUCGACGUGUUCAAUCCGGGCAAUCCCGCGCUGACCUAUCAGGCGCCGCUGUUCGUCUGGCUGUUCGUGGCGGCUGCGAUCGGCGUGGUUGCCGGCGGUUUCGGCGCCUGGCUGGCCCAGGGCAAACACCGCAAGCAGGAACGGACCUACAAGCGCGAGGCCCGGCAAUUGCGCCACGAGGUCGAAAAGACCAAGCGGACCAAUGGCGACAAAUCGGCGACCGGCACCUCGCUCAUCAUUUCGGCCGAUGACGUCGAUGCUGCGCUGGACUUUCCGGCGCUGACCGACACGCUUGCGGACGCGUUCAGGGGCGGCGUCCACGCUCCGCCCCGUCACCACCACACCAUCGCCAACGCGGACAGUGCCGACCAGACCCUGCUGCUGAUGCCGGCCUGGAACGACCGCCACAUGGCCGUCAAGCUGGUCGUGGUGACACCGGACAAUGGCGCGCGCGCCCUGCCCGCCGUGAUGGCCUCCGUCAUCCUGAUGGACAAAAAGACCGGUGCGCAGAUCGCGAUGAUCGAUGGCGCCCGGCUGACCUUGUGGCGAACGGCGGCGGCGUCGGCGCUUGCCGCGCGCCACCUCGCGCCGGCCGAACCCGACACGCUGCUGAUGGUCGGCGCCGGUGCGCUGGCGCCGUUUCUGGUCCGGGCGCAUCUGAGCGUCCGGCCCUACAGGCACGUUCUGGUCUGGAACCGGACUGUCGCCGGCGCCGAAAGGCUUGCGGAAAGCCUGCGUGCCGACGGUCAAGCGGCGGAGGCCGUCGCCGCCGAAAGCCUCGAUGCGGCGGUCGGCAAGGCCGAUGUCAUCAGUUGCGCGACGCUAUCGACCGAGCCGCUGAUCAAGGGCGCUCUCCUCUCGCCGGGCACGCAUGUCGAUCUUGUCGGCGCGUUCACGCCGGCCAUGCGCGAAAGCGACGAUGAGUGCGUGCAGCGGGCAAGUCUGUUCGUCGACACUUAUGCGGGGGCGCUGCACGAGGGCGGCGAUCUGGUGCAGCCGAUCAAUGCCGGGCUGAUCGAGCGCAGCCAUGUGCGCGCCGAACUCAUGGAACUGGUCAAUGGCGAUCAUAUGGGCCGCACCGCCGAUGACGAGAUCACGCUGUUCAAGUCGACCGGCGCAUCGCUCGAGGACCUGGCCGCCGCCUCCUUGAUCGCAGCGCGCUGCGGCCUUUGA